AAACGAAAUGUCACAACAGUAAUUAGGAUCUGAAUUAAAAAUUUAUACAAGUUUAUGAUUUUCUCUGCAAUCGUGUCUCCAAAUGAGGUUGAUCAAUCCACACUGUGUCAGUAAACAUUAGUUAUCUCAUCUAGUCGUCAAAGAUAAGAUGGAUCUUGCAUGUAGUACUCCAGCAUGUCGUGGAGCUAAACUCACUACAACAGCUCUCAUUCACAGUUCUUCCCCACCAGGAUUCAGAGCCAAUCAAAAGGAGUUAUCGACCAGAGGAAAAGUGAAAGCUCAUAAUGGUUGCGUUGUGACAGAAAACGACAAGAUCAUCCUCCUGAAGCGUGUCUACACCUCCCCAGUGAGACGGUCAACCAGGGUCCGUCGGAAAGGCUGUCUCGUCGUAUCAACCCCAUUACCUAAACGGAGGCACUCUGUAUCAGCCCAUACAGUAACUGUAAACUCACUACAGACUGCGCCAUUAUGCUGCCCUAAGUCUGCCGAGCCAGCUCUGCUGAACUCUGUUAAUGGUGAGACUCCAGAAACACCCGAUGCGACGUCAUUGUUGAACUUAACAAGCCCCGCAACCCCAGUUAAGGAGGGUUUUCAAUGGUCUGAGGAAACACCAAGACGUCGGUUGUCAGUUAGAAUCACCGAGACGGCAGAGAUUAGAAGAAAACUGGCGGAGGCCGGCAUGCCUCGUCUUUCACUGUGCGCAGACCUGGACGCAACAACGCCAGGACAAUACCCAGUGCUGCAAAACUGUUUGUCGCAAGAUGACAAUUAUGCACCACCUUGUGGAUUUGGCAAUGAUCCCCUUGAGCCAAUAGGUCAGGAGGACGAACUUGAAUUGUCAAAGUGUGAUACCAAAUCCAUGUUUGAUCCCAGUACUUACUUGGGAUCUGUGUUCCCUGACUUGCAGUGUACCACUAGCAGUUUUGGAUCUGAUGAGGCUGACUUUGGGUCAACACAUGUAGUCGGUGGUGAAUCAUUAUCCUCGUCGAAAACCUCCCUCAAAAGCAAACGUGUAGAUAGUGUAGAGUUCAUGAACGGAUUCUCUCAUGCAAGCAGCGAAUCGGAAAUGGAAUCGGUGGACAGUAGCGACGAACUUUCAAGAGAUGCAGGAGAUGAAGUGCUUUGCAUUAGCCCCCUUCCCUUUGAAAAUUCAGAGACGAACUUCAGCUUCACACCGAUCCAAACCGUACAGAGCAGACGUUUGCAUCUUGAGCUUCCAAAAUGUUUGCUGUCAGAGCAUGAUGAACAGUCGACGGGUCUUUGUGAUGUUGAGGAGUUUCUUUCAUCUUCAGGGAGCUCUCCGGUGAGCAGCAUGUCAGCUGAGGCAACUGUGAACAGUUCCCUGUCUUCCCGAAGUCCGGGAUCCAUCCUCAGGGUGGAUCUUGGCAGGAACAAUCCAUUAAGUCCACUGGCCUCUCCGACAGGAGGAAACCAGUCCAAAUGCAGGGAUGUUGAGUAUCCGUCUCCUCGGAAGAACGGGCUGAGGCCAGUCGGGUUAUUGAAGUUAAUGACGCCGUCCCCAACCUCAACCUUAACCUUAACAGACUCGAGCAAUAUCAACUCCCUGGAGUUCCCAGACCCACUGACCGACGAUGUCUGCAUAGUGAAUCUCACUCCAAACAACAGGGUUUAUAAUAGUUUGAAAGAUAAGGAGCCCUCGCCGACCUACGCCUCGCAGGCUAACACUGAAUCACCUUCCUCUCCAAGGAAUACAAGCAUUGAGCAAAUGAAGAGCAAGCAAAAUACUCCAGAUGCUUUGUCCACAGAGCUAGACUCGAAGCGAAACUCCCCGCUAGUCCAACUGAAAUCACCAACUUGUCUUUCCCCCGCUGUCUGCUUAAAGGAAGACACCGAUUUUCAGGAUUUCUCAGAGUUUGACUUUCUGGCUUCAGAUGAGAGCGCCCUCCUUGCUCAAGCCACCAGACAGUCUGAGGUUGUCACAAAGCCUGUGAGUCCUGAGAAGGUGUUAAACCACUCAUUACACCAUCUUUUACGGUCACCAGACGGAGGAAGUCAUCUGCAAUGUCACUCUGAUCAACAUCGUAAUGUGCAGCUUUCAAAAGAAUCUAUGGAGGUAAGCUCUUUGCCACAUGAGGUACAGGUUUUUGAGAAUCAUCAGCAGAUUGUUAGUGAAAACUAUCCAGCUGCUCAUCAUAAACCAUCAGAGUCAAAUAGCAUUAAUGUAAAGGAAUCAGAUGAAGUGUGGACAUCGGCUUCAGAUUUCCUACUGAACCACUUAGAAUCGCCUUCCAGAAAGAAAAAGACUUGUCCUCGAAGGAGCUCUAUGAGAAUUGCUAAGAGGAUGUCACUGCUGACAGCAGACGUGGAAGCUGAGAAAGGUGAAGCAAAAGAUUCGGGUAAAAUUAUGCAAGUAAAGAAUACAGAAACCUCAAAGAUGGAGGCAGUGAUAGUGGUCAAGAGAAAGCGAGGACGACCAAAGAAUUUUUUUACAAAGACUCAAAUAAGCACUAAUCAUUGUUCUGGAGUGCAAAAUAUUGCAAAUCCUAUUCCUUCCACUCUAAAUAUGGAGACACAGUCCACAGUAGUGACUUCAAAUCAUGUUUCUACAGAUAUUACCUUGCCAGUGCCUGAUGCAGAAGAAGAGGUCGAGAGAAAGCGAGGACGACCAAGGAAAUAUUUUCCAAAGAUUCAAAUUAACCCUAACCCUUGUCCCGGAGAGCAAAAUAUCACAUACAUGUGUGUGUCUACAGAUAUUACCUUGCCAGUGCCUGAAAGGGAGGAGCAACUGAAGUUGCAGUUUGACGAUGAUCCCAAGCCAAAUCUUGUUAAAAGGUCUCGUAGACGAUGCUCAGCAAGAUUCCAUCAAGAUCUAGCUGUUGGGGACUCCUGUUGCAAUACCUCCGAUUUGCCAGCUGAUGAUGAAGUUAAGAGGAAUGAGGAGAAAGACGCAAUGCUCCACCUGGCUUCUUCCAUGACACUCAUAAAUACUUGUUAUACUGUUGAUGACGAAUCAGCGAUAACUCAGCUCAAUACACAUGACCGAGAGGUGAUUCAAGAGUUACCUGUUCUCCCUUCUGGGAGAGCUUCCAAUGUAAAACCAGUUGGAAAGGCCAAACGUAGGAGAUCGAUUCGACUCCUUACAGCAGCUUUAAACCAAGAGGAGGAUGCCGGUUCUGCUUCGGGCCAAAUAUCACAGGAGGAUGAAGCAAAGGCACCAAAUCUUCACAUCUCACCAACUCGGGAUGUAGAAAACCUGAUGAACAAUUUGGAAACUGAUGCUGCAGUUCAUCAAUGUAAACAUCAAACUCAGGAUGUAGAAAACCUGAUAAACAAUUUGGAAAUUGAUGCUGCAGUUCAAAGUAUCCAUCCAGCCCAGAAUGUUGAAAACCCAAUAGACAAUUUGGAAACUUAUACUGCAGCUCAAAGUAAUCUGGACGUGUGCAACGAGACAGGAGAGGCUGGCCUCUGCUCAGAAAAUGUUGACAUCGAGAUUGAGGAGAAUGAAAUAUAUUUUUCGACCCACUUUAGUCAUUCGCAGGAAACCUUUACCUCAUCACCGAACAAUGGGCUUGUAGAUAAUAAUAGUCGGCCCUUUUAUGCAAACUUGGCAGCUUCAAGUGCCCUGGACAAGGCCAGUUCAAACAACCAACCCGAGGAGAAUGCUACAAGCCGCAGGCCCAAAAGGCGGCGGUCAGGUGUCACUUUAUCUGCAGUACAGAAGAGAGAGGUGAAAUGUAAGAAACGUUGCCAGAAGAGUAAUGAAGAAGCCGUCAAAGAACUGUACUUAAAAAGAGGAGAGAGCAAGGCACUCAAGCAAAGCAAUCUAGAGACCAUCUUUGAAGAGGUGCAUUUCGGGAAGAGGGGCAGCCCUGUGUACGCAGGAUCUCGAAAAUGCAAGAGAUCCUUGACAUUCCUUGAGCACCCUUGGCUACCUCGGAAGAGGAAGAAGCAUCAGAAGGACAAAAUUUCUCAGGUCAAGCGUAAGAAAAAGUCACUUAAAGAUCCAAAUAUCGACAAAAAGCUUGAGGCGCUUUUAGCCGAUUUAACACUCUCGCCAUCCCAACCUUUUACGCCUCUCUGGUGAUGUUAAAGGAUGGGGAAAACUCUGCAAGGUAUCACCAGGAAAGGGAUGCAAGUAUGGACUACAAUAAUGUAUCCU
Messenger RNA from Asterias rubens (European starfish), 4120 nucleotides. RefSeq lists its product as uncharacterized. Lineage: Eukaryota; Metazoa; Echinodermata; Asteroidea; Forcipulatida; Asteriidae. The coding region runs from base 149 to 4045 and encodes 1298 amino acids. The transcript has 4 exons. The record is from RefSeq and is a predicted model, not a curated record. Gene Ontology annotation, molecular function: DNA binding.